AUGGCCCACUCUGGACCGUUCCGAUGCCAGUGCGGCCAGAUACACGCCGACCAGUACGACGGGCCGACCAACGACCUUCUGCCGUACAUCGACACGGCCGGCGUGAGCGCGCUCAACGAGUCGGAGGCGGGCGCGUGCAGGCGCAUCUUCCGGCCGUUUGACCAGAGGCUGCAGCGCGACGCGUGGCUGCAGUCGGAGGACGAUGACCCGCAGCUGCUCAUCACGAUCCCGUUCACGUCUCCAGUCAAGAUCCAGUCCCUGACGGUGAUCGGCGGGGCGGACGGCAGCGCACCGCGCGAACUGCGCGCAUACAUCAACCAGGAGGCGCUCGACUUUGACGACGCGGACCGGAUGAUGGCGGUGCAGACCUGGCAGCUGCAGGAGGGCGACGCGGAGGGGCGGAUAGAGUACCCGACGCAGUUCUCGCGCUUUCAGAACGUGUCGAGGCUCCACUUG
Messenger RNA from Emiliania huxleyi CCMP1516, 456 nucleotides. RefSeq lists its product as hypothetical. The annotation marks the transcript as partial. The transcript has a single exon. NCBI's taxonomy places the organism in Eukaryota, Haptophyta, Isochrysidales, Noelaerhabdaceae. The record is from RefSeq and is a predicted model, not a curated record.